Cucurbita moschata (crookneck pumpkin) is the source of this 695-nucleotide messenger RNA. Its product is annotated as pathogenesis-related protein 1-like. The record is from RefSeq and is a predicted model, not a curated record. Gene Ontology annotation, cellular component: extracellular region. The transcript has a single exon. Lineage: Eukaryota; Viridiplantae; Streptophyta; Magnoliopsida; Cucurbitales; Cucurbitaceae. The coding region runs from base 10 to 528 and encodes 172 amino acids.
CUCCAAAUAAUGGAUCUUUUCAAGCUCUCCCUCCUCCUCUUCUAUGUCUUGAGCAUUGCCAUGCUCCCCUCGUCUUUCGCUCAAGACUCGUCUCAAGAUUAUGUCGAUGCCCACAACAAAGCUCGUGCUAAAGUUGGUGUUGGGCCGGUCCAGUGGGACGAAAAAGUAGCUAAUUUUGCUCGACAAUAUGGCAACAAACACAUCAAUGACUGUGAAGCGGUGCACUCACACGGACCAUUUGGAGAGAAUAUUUCAUAUGGUUUUCCUGACUUAUCAGGCACUGCUACAGUUCAGGAAUGGGUUGAUGAGAAGCAAUUCUACGAUCUUAGCACCAAUACUUGUGCACCUUACAGGGUGUGUGGCCAUUACACUCAAGUGGUUUGGAGAAACUCAGUGAGAAUUGGAUGUGCUAAAGUGAUAUGCACAAACAAUCGUGGUACAUUAAUCAUUUGCAACUAUGAUCCACCAGGUAAUAUCCCGGGUGAAAGGCCAUUCAGUACUGAUCCGUUAAUCAGAAUUGCUAAAUAAAAACAACUUUAGAUAUGAUCUAUCUGCUGAUCAUACUAUUAUGACAUAUAUAUAUAUACUCCGUGAGAGUUACUAAAUAAAAACAACUUUCGAUAUGAUCUAUCUACUAAUCAUAUUAUUAUGAAUGUAUUUAGAUGUGAUCCUCUACCAAUCAUAUUAUUAUGAAU